Molecule: messenger RNA, 1263 nt
Organism: Notodromas monacha
Lineage: Eukaryota; Metazoa; Arthropoda; Ostracoda; Podocopida; Cyprididae
Source: the annotation of a GenBank genome assembly
AUGCGGACUUACAGGUCACACGGCGACCCAUUGCCCGAACCAGGGAAACGCCAAGAUCGGGCAGUGACGGCUGUCCUUUGCUACAUCCCCCAAGAUACAGACAACAGCCUAACAAUCAUCAUUGGCAUCAAGGACAAACGCGUCACAGCGCUGAUCGACACUGGAGCCACCAGGUCAUUCAUGGCAACCAACGUUGCAGCCAAAGUAGGGCUCACACCCCAUCCGACAAAGGCAAAGAUCUCCACAGCCGUCUUACACAUCUCCACCAACAUCAGCCACUCGACAGGAACACAACCGGCAGACAAACAUCUCAAAGCCGUACAAGCGUUCCCCAAACCCAAGACCACAAAGCAAAUGCGGAGGUUCUUGGGACUCGCAACGUACCUGCGCUCGCACGUACGAACCAAUUUUGCAAAUCUUGAAAAAACCCUAUGCAACACGAUCCCCUUGAAACCAGCCACGGCGCUCAAAUGGACGCCAGAAGCAGAGGCCACCUUUGAAGCCCUAAAACAGGCCAAUAGACAUCGCCAACCCAAAUUUAAACUCGGCCAAAUGGUAACCCUCAGGCCACAACUGAAAACAACAGAAAAACACGCCGCAAACCGGCGCUUCUUACCAAAACGCUUCGGACCUUUCCGAAUCACAGCAAUCCUUGGCAAAGCAAAAUAUUGCAUCCAAACCCUAGCGGGCAAUCGACAAGCAAAUGCCUGGGAGUUACAAGCAUAUAACUUUCCCGUCGCGCCACCCCCUACUAUACCAAAAUAUCUAAUGAAACAACAUAGUACAAAAUCCCUCUGUUCACUGGAUACGGAAGAAACCAAUCGGCCUCGAUUUUGCCUGGACCCAGGGACACUCGACGCUACAAAUGAAUCCAACAACAAAGCCCAUCCCACGACGAGCUCCCCCAAAGUGCAUCAGGCAUGCAGCGAGACGCCCAACCAGGCCCCAGCUAUGCCAGACCGCUCUCUGCCAUGCACUCCCACCGCGACAUCACCCGUAUCAAGCGUCGACAUUCCGCCAUUCAACAGCCCUCCCCAGGAACCAACACUGCCGCCUCAACCGGAUCUAACAACCGCCGCAAAUGCCGCCGAUUCCCCAGCUCCAGUAGCUCCAAAUUGUCAGUGGAGGAAGCGCCAGCGGACAUCAAGCCCCGCCGCCGGACACUGGCACAACCGCUCAACGGCACAGGACCCAUCACGGACAACAAAUACUAGCAACAACAACCUCACCUCAACAGAAUCUCAGGACGCCCAAGGAUCUUGA